CACCUCAUAUAUAUAACGCUCAUCUAGUCCUGAAACAAACAAAAGAUCAGAGAAAGCAUAAUAAUAAUUAUAAUGUUACUGAAAGCAGAGAAGAAAACCAUGCCGGUGAAAGAAGGGGUUGUUGUUGAGAAUGAUACAAUUCACUUUGUUCUUGUUCAUGGCAUAGGUGGAGGGAGUUGGUGCUGGUACAAAAUCAGGUGCCUGAUGGAGAAUUCAGGCUACAAGGUCUCAUGCAUAGACCUCAAAAGUGCUGGAAUUGAUCAAUCCGAUGCUGAUUCUGUUCUUUCUUUUGAUGAUUAUAAUAAGCCUCUCAUGGAUUUCCUGUCUGAUUUGCCGGAGAAUGAACAGGUUAUUUUGGUUGGACACAGCGCAGGAGGGUUGAGCAUUACUCAGGCAUGUCACAAAUUUGCAAAUAAGAUCCGGUUUGCAGUUUAUGUGGGAGCAACUAUGCUUAAGUUUGGAUUCUUGACCGAUGAAGAUCUUAAAGAUGGAGUACCUGACUUAUCUGAGUUUGGAGAUGUCUAUGAGCUAGGAUUUGGAUUGGGACAGGAUAAGCCUCCAACAAGUGCUUUGGUGAAGAAAGAAUUUCAACGCAAAUUCAUCUACCCUUUGAGCCCUCAUGAGGAUUCAACCUUGGCUGCAAUGCUGUUGAGGCCAGGGCCAUUGCUGGCAUUGACGAGUGCGAAGUUCAGAGAAGAGGAUGAUGGUGGUGGUGAAGUAGAGAAGGUGGAACGCGUGUACAUAAAGACAAUGCAUGACUGGGUAGUGAAGCCAGAGCAACAAGAAGCCAUGAUAAAGAGGUGGCCACCAUCUAGUGUGUAUGAACUGGACAGUGACCAUAGCCCUUUCUUCUCCACCCCAUUUCUCCUCUUUGGCAUGCUUGUUAAAGCUGUAGCUUGUCAUGCUGGAUGCAACUAGCUGAGGACAGGGGUACCAUUCCUUUCUUUAUUUUUCUCCAAAAUAUCUGCUGUGAGAGAUCAAUUUGAUAAUUAAUUUUGUAACAAAUAUUUGAUUGUAUGAUCAAGUUGAAUAAUUUAUCAAUCAUUAUAGCAUGGUUGGUGGGAAUUGCCGAUAUAA
Messenger RNA from Lotus japonicus, 1077 nucleotides. RefSeq names its product methylesterase 17-like. Lineage: Eukaryota; Viridiplantae; Streptophyta; Magnoliopsida; Fabales; Fabaceae. The record is from RefSeq and is a predicted model, not a curated record. Gene Ontology annotation, biological process: jasmonic acid metabolic process; salicylic acid metabolic process. The transcript is spliced from 4 exons. Bases 73 to 918 code for a protein of 281 amino acids. Gene Ontology annotation, molecular function: methyl jasmonate esterase activity; methyl indole-3-acetate esterase activity; methyl salicylate esterase activity.